UCUAUUUUAUUAUUCUUUUUCUAUCUGGGUAUGCUUUGUUUCAUCCUUUUUCUUAUAUAUCUAAUUACAUUUUAUCAUGUUACAAUGUUACAUUCAUUCAUUCAUUAGUUUAUAUGUAAAUAAUAUUCAUCACCUCUUGUGUCCCAUACCAGACAGAAGACAGAGUUGGAUUGGGUUGUUUAGAUCGGUUGAUUUAUUGAGGAUGAACAGUAAUAGUAGUGUAUAAUGCUUGUGCCCAACCGGAUUUAGGGUUCAUUUUAACUGAUAAGUUUAGGGUUUCUUCUUGUUUCGCUUCCUCCCAGGCGCUGAUGGUGAUGUGUUCUCUGGAAGAUAAUGGAUUUCCCAUGUAUGAGUAUAAUAUUUUCUGGGUUCUUGAAUACCUUCUACAUUUGGCACUAGGAAUUAAUCAUUCUUCAAUGAGAGACAGAGUGGUUAACUUCAGACUCAGGAUGGGGAAAUCCUUAUUCUUGUCUUCAUCUGGUUCAAAUAGGGCCGGUACUUAGUGAUAAGUUAAAUGAUUUCUGUUUGUGCUCGAGAAUUCAGCAAUGGAGGUUUCUUCUUCUUCAUCUGCAUUACAGUGCCGGCCUUAUCCACCACCUCUGGCUAGAUAUGAGGAUGUCAUGGUCGAUAGGAAUCUGUUUAUGGAUACAUUAGAGAAACUCCAUGUCACUAUGGGAACUAAAUUUAUGAUCCCCAUAAUAGGUGGAAAGGACCUUGAUUUGCAUCGGCUUUUUGCAGAGGUUACUUUAAGAGGUGGAUUUGAGAAGAUAAUUAGAGAAAGAAAAUGGAAAGAGGUAACAGCCAUUUUCAGAUUCCCAGCAUCAGCUACAAACGCGUCCUUUGUGCUGCGCAAGUAUUAUUGCUCAUUGCUUCAUCAUUACGAACAAAUCUACUACUUUAAGGCCAAGAAUUUCAUUCCUAUAGCUGUUGAUGCUUCAAUAAGGUCAUAUACUUCCUCACUUCUUCAACAGGGGUGGACUAGAGCAAAUAAUCAGCUGAAUUCUCCAGAUGUCGAAACAUCUACUGAAGGCCCUCCGAUAUUUGGGGUGAUCGAUGGAAAAUUUGACAGCGGUUAUCUGAUUACAGUUACAAUUGGUUCAGAGAAACUAAAAGGUGUUCUUUACCAGCAGCAGAUUAGACAGGAGCCAGUUACAAGCCAAACUCAUCAACAGGGGAUAGUGACUGCCGCCAGCAACUUGGGAAAUCCGAUUGAGGUGCCGCCUGUCGUGUGCAGACGAAGAAGGAGAAAGAAAUGCGAGAUGAGGAAACGCGAUCCAGCUCACCCCAAACCCAACAGAAGCGGGUACAACUUCUUCUUUGCAGAACAGCAUGCCAGGCUUAAACCGCUUUAUCCCGGGAAGGAUCGAGAGAUUAGUAAAAUAAUAGGGGAAUUAUGGAACAAGAUGAAGGAAGACGACAGAAAAGUUUAUCAGGAAAAGGCAAUGGAAGAUAAAGAGAGAUACAAGUUGGAAAUGGAAUGUUACAGGGAUGGACAAAGAACGGGUAGUAUCAUAAGCUACGCUGUGCCAAUCCAACAACGGCCUUUUGAGCCAGACAAUGAAACAGAGGACCCGGAAGAGGAAAGUAGUUUAGGAAGCGAAUCGAACGAGGAUGAGUCAGAAGAUGCGUUUCCUUUGGCUACUGAUGAAGGAGUGUCUGAAUUUCAGAACACAGUUUAUAAUUAUGGAAAUGCGAACAAUUUGGGUGGUGGUGGUGAUGGUGGCAGCUCGAGCAAUUUUACAAUGGAGAUCGAGAUGAUGGAGAAACUGGUUAGGAUGGAUGGUGGUGAAAAAGAAUCGAAUUCUCGGGAAGGAAUGGAAUCAGAACCGAUCGAAGCCCGAGAUGGAACAUCAACCAGAAGUUGCAGAGACUGAUCAAUCAUUACAAAUUAGGGAGUCUCUGUUUAAGAUCGACAUGUUUGAUGGUGAUGAUGAUGAUGAUGAUCAGAAGGAAAGUUUCGCGAGAGAUCAAUCAUUACAAAUUAG
Messenger RNA from Impatiens glandulifera, 1985 nucleotides. Its product is annotated as high mobility group B protein 15-like. Gene Ontology annotation, molecular function: DNA binding. The coding region runs from base 546 to 1874 and encodes 442 amino acids. NCBI's taxonomy places the organism in Eukaryota, Viridiplantae, Streptophyta, Magnoliopsida, Ericales, Balsaminaceae. The record is from RefSeq and is a predicted model, not a curated record. The transcript has 8 exons.